This is a messenger RNA of Rhipicephalus microplus (southern cattle tick), 1191 nucleotides long. Its product is annotated as acetylcholinesterase. Gene Ontology annotation, cellular component: plasma membrane. Gene Ontology annotation, molecular function: acetylcholinesterase activity. Gene Ontology annotation, biological process: acetylcholine catabolic process; choline metabolic process. The record is from RefSeq and is a predicted model, not a curated record. Lineage: Eukaryota; Metazoa; Arthropoda; Arachnida; Ixodida; Ixodidae.
AUGGCGUCUUCUGUCCCGGGCAUCACUACUCCUCAAGUACCCGCUGCUGAGGACGGUGCGCCGAGUACUAUUGACCCAUCGAAGACACGUAAGCCGAAGAAGCGCAAGGGUCAUCGAGCGGGCUCCACCAAGGAGCCGAAAGGACACAAGCAAAGUAUUAUGACGCCAAUGAAUGGCAACGAAUCGAAGCCACUUAUGGCACCUCCAUUCUGCUACAGCUUCGUCGUCACCACUGUUCUACUCUUUGCCGGAGGUGCUGUGGUCGGCUUACUAAUGUGGCUGCAGGCGGACCACGUGGAAGUCCGCACUAAAAGUGGAAGCACAGUUCGUGGAUUCCGGUCUUAUGUAGCGAACUACCGGAUCUACACAUUCCUUGGCAUUCCUUACGCCCAGCCUCCCGUGCACAACUUACGCUUCAGGCUUCCACUGCCGUACAGUGAAAACUCAUCUGUGGUGCCUGCCACGCUAGAGUGCCCUCCGUGCCCGCAGAGGGGUUGGUUCUCGCCCAUAAACGAAGGCUGGGAAGGAGCCGAAGAGUGCCUGCACCUCAACGUGUGGACGCCGUGCGCCGAAACCACCACGGGAGGUGGUUGCGCAAAGCUGCCCGUCCUGCUGUUCCUCUUCGCCGAGGGUUUCCAGACGGGCAGCAACAUGCGCUUUGACGGCUCCCUGCUUGCUGCCUCGCAAAACCUGGUCGUCAUUGCUCCGAACUUCCGCAUUGGCGUGCUAGGCUUCUUCCACAAAGACGGGCAUGAGAUGCCUGGCAACCUUGCGUUGCAUGACCAGGAGCUGGUGAUAAAGUGGGUAGAGGACCAUGCAGACCUAUUUGGCGGAAACUGGAACAACACAGUACUGAUGGGUGCCACUACGGAUCGUGUCCUCCCGUGCUUGUUCGUCGGUGAUCUGGGCAGCCAUGAUGAAGGCUCUCGCCAGCAGAACGAGGUCGACUCCGGCUACUUCCAAUCCUCCUCUUGGUCUCAUGAUUACCCUGAUCUGGUCCUUGGAUGGUUGUGGUGCUCGACCGUCCCAGCGGCCAGCUCCUCGUUCGGUGGAGUCGUCUGUCCUAGGCGUCCCAUGGCGGUGGCCUAUCCUGGUCCGUCGAAGACUUCCGCGCUCACUUCCAUUCCCUCCAUGGUUAUGGUGGAAGGCAUUUCCAGUGCCUGGGUGUCGGCUGGGACGUACGGGGGAUGA